This is a messenger RNA of Purpureocillium lilacinum, 3792 nucleotides long. RefSeq names its product bifunctional endoribonuclease/protein kinase ire1. NCBI's taxonomy places the organism in Eukaryota, Fungi, Ascomycota, Sordariomycetes, Hypocreales, Ophiocordycipitaceae. Gene Ontology annotation, biological process: mRNA processing; protein phosphorylation; intrinsic apoptotic signaling pathway in response to endoplasmic reticulum stress. Gene Ontology annotation, cellular component: IRE1-TRAF2-ASK1 complex. Gene Ontology annotation, molecular function: protein serine/threonine kinase activity; RNA endonuclease activity; ATP binding. The record is from RefSeq and is a predicted model, not a curated record.
AUGCUACGACGACCGCCCAACGAAGGCCGCGGCGCCUCGCACCAGCAAAAGUUCCUCGUCGCCUUCGCCCUCUUUCUCCUGCCAUGGCUGCCGCUCGCCGAAGUCCAGCACCGGACCCAGCAGCAGGCCGUCCACUCUCUUCCGCCGCAGGUCGGAGUCCGCAGCGGCGCCCGGACCGGCAACAGCCAGCCAUUGCCUGACGGCGCGGCCGUCCACAACUGGGCUGCCACGCAAUACGGCGACGGCAAGCAUGACGCCGACAUCGUCGACGAGGCGGCCGCCGAGGCCGCCGGCGAGUCGGCGCCGACACCACGCGACAAGAGGCGGCCGGCCUCCGCCAUCCCCCGGCAGCGACAGCAUGAGCCCAUCAUCGAUCGCUCCAGACUAAACCACCAGCAGCACCGGCCGCCAGUCGGUAGCAACAGCUACAACUACAAUGUCCACAGCGACAGCGACAACAAGAAACCAAACACCAAGAAUAACAAGCGACACAUCAUUGACACCGACGAUGCGAGCGCCCUCGCGACUUUGGCUCCGGCUCAGGCCGUCCGAGCACCACAUCCCCCACGACAUCUUCGGCCCACUAGCAUCCCCGCUACCGGGCUCACCUCGCCGCAGAAUGCGCGGAGUCUGGAGGACUGGGAAGUGGAAGACUUUGUUCUUCUGGCGACCAUCGAUGGGACCCUCUACGCCACCGACCGCAAGACGGGCAAGGAGCGCUGGCAGCUCGAGGUGGACCAGCCCAUGGUUGAGACUCUCCACCACCGCUCCAACAGCUCCGUCCUCGACGACGACUACAGCCCAGUCGACCACUACAUCUGGGCCGUCGAGCCCAGUCGUGACGGCGGCGUCUACGUCUGGGUCCCCAGCGGGCCCGAUGCCCGUCCUCGAGCCACCGGCUUCACCAUGAAGAGCCUGGUCGAGGAGCUGGCUCCCUUUGCCGACGAAAAGUCGGCCGUCGUCUACACCGGCGACAAGAAGACCACCAUGAUUACCCUCGACGCCGCCACUGGUCGCGUCAUCAAGUGGUUUGGGUCUAGUGGUUCCCAGGUUAACGAGGCCGAGAGCUGUCUUCGGCCCAACGCACUCUACGACAAGGACCCGGAGGAGUGCAGCUCUACCGGCACUAUUACCCUCGGCCGGACCGAGUACACUGUUGGUAUUCAGCGACGAGAGGAUGGGCGGCAAGUGGCCACCCUCAAGUACGCCGAGUGGGGUCCCAACAACUUCGACCUGGACCUCCUUCAGCAGUAUCAAGUCUCCCUCGACAGCCGCUACAUCACUAGCCGGCACGACGGCAAGGUCUACGCCUUCGACUACGCCCGAGCCGGGCCUGCGGCACCUUUGUUCAGCCACAAGUUCGAAGUGCCUGUGGCUCGUGUCUUUGACGUUUGUCGUCCGUGGGACGCCGCUUCGGAGAGCAACCCUGAGCUCAUCGUCCUUCCUCAGCCAACCAUGCCAUCGCAGGACGCAAGUAUCGCGCGAGCGCGCAGCAACAGCAUCUUCCUCAACCAGACUGAAACGGGCAGCUGGUACGCCAUGUCUGGCCGAGCGUAUCCGCUCAUUGUCGACGCUCCCAUGGCACCCAUCAACUCUCAGGACUGGUGGGAUGUGGCAUCGAGCUGGGAUACUGUGAGCGGCCCCAAGCUUUCCAAAGCCCUCGCCGGCACGCAUUCACUUGAUAGACACCGCGGCGACAAGUUGGAUGCACCCGCUCCGCAGGGUAUGAUCACGGAUGGUAGGGAAUACCAGGACCAGGACGUCGAUAUUCCCAACACUGUGCCAUCCGGGCUGGAAGAGCCGACCAUUGUCGACAAAGUCAAGGGUCUGCCGCAGAGCGCAGCAGACAGCGUCGUCGAUUUCAUCAAGAAUCCGAUUCUCUUCCUGCUGUUCUUUGCGGCCCUGAUCUACAACGGGAAGAAAUUGCGCGGAUCGUACACUCGCUGGCGCACCGGCGGUAGCUUCAAGGAUGCGAUCCACUACCUGACGUCUGACGCUUCCGCAGAACGAGUGGUCAAAGUGGAAGACGACGAGUCUGAUGCCAAGGUCACCCGUGAGGAGUCUCCUGUCCAUGUCAAAGUCAAUGACAAGGAAGACGGCCAGGAUGUGGCCAAGGCGUCUGGGGUUGAUGUGCCCACGGCCAACAUCGAGAGGCAAGCCGAGACUGUCGACAAGCCUGCCAGCGCAGACGGAGAUGCCAAAGCAGACGAGGAAGCGCAGAAUGGCUCGGGCGACUUGCAAGCUGGCGCAGGACCGGAAAAGAAGAAGAAGGCGCAUCGGGGCCGACGAGGCGGAGUCAAACAUCGCAAGGGCAGGGGUCGUGAAGGAUCGCAGUCGCGAGAGGACGACGCACCGCCCACCACGGUCGAGGAAGCCGUGAACAACGCCAAGCGACUCGGAGACCGGCCGAGCCUCGAGCCCGAUGUCAUGACGGUGGCCAACGACAUGCAGGCAGUGACGGGGCCCAUCAUCCGCAUGGGCAACAUCGAAGUCAACACUGAGCUGCAGCUGGGAACUGGCAGCAACGGCACAUUGGUCUUUGCCGGAAAGUUCGAUGGCCGCGAGGUUGCUGUCAAGCGCAUGCUCAUUCAGUUUUACGACAUUGCCUCUCAGGAGACUAGGUUGCUAAGGGAGAGCGACGAUCAUCCCAACGUCAUUCGGUAUUACUCGCAGCAGAUGCGCGAUGGAUUCCUCUAUAUCGCGCUCGAGCGCUGUGCCGCGUCUCUCGCAGAUGUGGUUGAGCGGCCGCAUCUGUAUCGGGAGCUGGCGAACGCUGGCAGGACCGACCUUCCUGGCGUCCUCUACCAGAUCACGAACGGCAUCAGCCAUCUCCACAGCCUGCGAAUCGUCCAUCGCGACCUGAAGCCACAAAACAUCCUGGUCAACAUGGGCAAAGACGGCAAGCCGCGGAUGCUCGUGUCCGACUUUGGCCUGUGCAAGAAACUCGAGGGUGGCCAGUCGUCCUUUGGCGCGACCACCGGUAGAGCCGCAGGCACAUCUGGCUGGCGCGCACCCGAGCUUCUCUUGGACGAUGAUGCGCGUGAAGCCGGUGUCGAUGCCAGCACGCAUAGUGGCUCGGGAUCAGUGCUUGUCAACGACGGCACCAUGGCCAGCAACCGCCGUGCGACUCGCGCCAUCGACAUCUUUGGACUCGGCCUCGUCUUCUUCUACGUCCUGACCAACGGCUCCCAUCCAUUCGACUGUGGCGACCGGUACAUGCGAGAAGUCAACAUUCGCAAGGGCAACUACAACCUCCGGCCGCUCGACGUUCUAGGCGACUUUGCCUUCGAGGCCGAGGACCUGAUCGCGUCGAUGUUGGAGUCGGACCCCAAGCAGCGGCCCAACGCCCGGGAGAUCAUGUCGCAUCCGUUCUUCUGGUCUCCCAAGAAACGACUUGCCUUCCUGUGCGACGUCUCGGACCAUUUCGAGAAGGAACCUCGGGAUCCUCCUUCGGCGGCGCUUCAGGAGCUCGAACGGCAUGCGGCACAAGUUACGAAGGGUGACUUUUUGCGCGCCCUCCCCCGCGAGUUUGUCGACUCCUUGGGCAAACAGCGCAAGUACACGGGGUCGAGGCUGCUCGACCUGCUGCGUGCUCUGCGCAACAAGCGCAACCAUUACGAGGACAUGCCCGAGGCCCUCAAGCGGACCGUCGGCCCGCUGCCCGAGGGCUACCUGUCGUUCUGGACGCUGCGGUUCCCGAUGCUGCUGCUCGUGUGCUGGAACGUCGUGUACAAUGUCGAGUGGGAGAAGACGGACCGGUUCCGCGAGUACUAUGAGCCGGCGGGCCUGUGA